This is a messenger RNA of Panthera uncia (snow leopard), 19021 nucleotides long. RefSeq names its product cyclin dependent kinase 19 (gene CDK19). Gene Ontology annotation, biological process: protein phosphorylation. Gene Ontology annotation, cellular component: nucleus; mediator complex; cytosol. The transcript is spliced from 14 exons. The record is from RefSeq and is a predicted model, not a curated record. Lineage: Eukaryota; Metazoa; Chordata; Mammalia; Carnivora; Felidae. Gene Ontology annotation, molecular function: cyclin-dependent protein serine/threonine kinase activity; ATP binding; RNA polymerase II CTD heptapeptide repeat kinase activity. Bases 13206 to 14597 code for a protein of 463 amino acids.
AAAUAUAGAUCCAUAUAAUCAUUUUGCUUUAUGGUAUUCCAUUGUCUGGCAAUAUUUUAAUAUGAUUAAUCCCCUAUUGAUGAAUAUGUUGUUUUCUCGUUAUUUUUACUGAAUAAGUAAUGCUUAGUAUGUUUGCCCACUUGUGUCUCAUUAUUCCUUUAUAAUAAAUUCUUAGAAGCAGAAUUGUUCGAUCACAGGGUUUGCCCGUUUAGCAAUGUAUUGCCAAAUACUUUCUCCACGUAGGAUGAACCAACUUACACUACCAAAAGGGCUCAGUGCUCUCUCUUUCUCUUUGUCCUUGCCCACGUGGCUUUUGCUUGCUUACCUAAAUUCAUAGGCAGAUGAUAUUUUGCCUUUAUCUAUAUUAUUAUUGUUUUAUUACUAGGGAAGUUAAAUGCCUUCAUUGUGUAUUGGCUGUUUGUAUUCAUCUUUUGGGUAUUUUGCAUUCAUUUCCUUUGUGCUUUUUUCAAUAAGCAGUGUGUAUGGCAAUUAAGAUUGGGCUUUGAAGUUGUAUUAUCUGGAUUCAUAAUCGCAGCUAUACCACUUCUUAGCUGUUUGACUUGGGCAGGUUAACUGUGUCUUAGUUUCCUCAUCUGUAAAGUGGGGAUAAUGGUAGUACUUACCUUGUAGGGUUGUCGCAAGGAUCGCAUGACUGGUGAAGUGCUUGCAACAGGGUCUGGCAGAUAACAAGCAUGCUAUUACUAUUAGUCUUUUCAUGCUCGUGUAUUUCUAUAGGAUAAAUUCCUACUAGGAUAGCUCUGUGUGGAAAUAGAUAUCACUGAAUUGCUGUUUUAAAGAGUUGUUCCUUUUGUACUAUAACCUGCAUAAUAACUCUUCAGUGUCAUAUCAGGAUUAUGAUUGCAUGCAAGCCAUCUCAAUGAUCUGUUUCUGUAUUCAUCUGUAUUUUUUCUUUCUUUAUUUUUUAAAAGACUUUUUGUUUUAUAUAGAGAGUGCAUGAAUGCCUGUACACAUCCGGGGGGGGGCGGUGGGGCAAAGGAAGAGGGAGAGAGAGAAUCCCAAGCAGGUUCCAUGCUCAGUGUGGAGCCUGUCAUGGGGCUUGAUCCCAUGACCCUGGGAUCAUGACCUGAGCCAAAGUGUAGAGCGGACACUCAACCAACUGAGCCUCCCAGGUGCCCCUAUAAUCAUCUGUAUUCUUGAGAAAUCAAAAGAUUCGUGUAUAAAAUUGUACGUAUUUUAAACAUACGGGAAAGUUUAAAGACUUAGUCCUAUGAUCAUCUGUAUAUUCACUGUCUAGAAAUUUGCAAAUUUUUUUUUUCUGUGAAAGGCUAGAUAUUUUCUGUAUUUUUGUAAAGGGACAGUAAAUAUUUUAGGUUCUAGAGGCCAGUUUCUGUCACAACUACUCAAUUCUGUAGUUGUAGUGAGUAAGCAGCCAUGUAACAGGUGAAUGAAUGGACAUGGCAGUGUUGAACAGAACUUUAUUUACAAAAACAGGCACAGCUGGAUUUGGCCUGGCUGUAGUUUGCCUUCCCCGGAUCCAUAUUAAACAGUUAACAGAUUGCUAUAUUUGCUUUCUCUGUAAAUGUGUUUAUGUAUGCAUAUAUAUUUUUGUGAACCACUUGAAAGUUAAGUUGCAAUCAUCAUGGUGCUAUAUACUUUAACAUUUUAGUAUGCAUCUCAUAAAAAUAAACACAUUUUUCUGCAUAACCAUAAUAUCAUCAUUAGAGCUAAGAACAUUAUAAUUUUGUAAUUUGUAAUAGAACCAAGCCUAUAAUGUAGCAAAUAAAGUAUGAAAAUCCUUAGAUUUGCUUCUCAACCAUUGUAACCCAGUGAUCUGUCUUUAUCCCUGUUCUUUUCUUAUCUUUUUCUUUAGGUAGAUAUUUGUAUUGUGUCACACUGUUUGCUGCUUUCAUUUGACCCAAUUACACAAUCAAAUGAAGGAAAUGUUUUGAUUUCUUUCAUGUGUUUGGUUUGUAUUUUUCAAAAUCUGGGUUUUGUUUCUAUAUUUUAUAUGAUUUGAAAGAGACAAUUUUGUAAUUUAUAAUCAAAAAAAGAGAUCUUACAUAGUGUCUAAUUUCCAUUUGAUUGUUGGUACUUGUUAUGUAGUGGAAGGAACUGAAGGAAGGUAAAGCCAAUCAUGUGCUUUUAAAAAGUGGCCGACUUUUGAAUUUUCAUGCUAAAAGAAGGAGGGCAAGUAAUAUGGGUAUUCCCACUGUUUUCAAGCUUAACUUUAAUGUGUUUUUACUUGAUAAGGAAAUUUAUAACACUUCUGGUAAAACCCUCUACUCUGUGAAAAGUUAUGCUGCACAUUUGUCCAGCGUCCUUGCUUUAUUUUUCUCCACUCCACUGGCAUCUUCUUCCCAGAUUCAGCACUUUGUGUUGUCUUCCUCUUAUAUUAUCUCUUAGGCUACAGAUGCUAAGCAUCAUCUUAUUUUAUCCUUUUAGAAACAUCAGCUUUCUUGAUUACAAGGAAAGAAUUUGGUGUGUUGGUAUAGCUGUGGGACUGUAGGCUACAGUUAGGAAUAGCAUGCACAAAAUGAGGUAAAAAUGAGAGUAUCUUCUUCUAGAUUACUGUCUUGAUAAUAACUACCAGUAGGAGGCAGGUUGAUUAUUAGGAACAGACUCAAGAUUAUUGUCACAUCUCUGUAUUCUACACAGAAUAAGCAAAAUGUAUAAAGUUCUAAAAAAAGAAGCACAACAGCAAGUAAUUCAGGAUGGCUUGUGUAGGUACUUGGGAUGGAGGUUGGAAGUAUGUUUGAGAAAGGCAGAACAUGAUCAUUGUGUGCCUGACUUCAGAAUUUGGCCAUUAGCCUGAUGGAGAAGUGGAGCAAUGGAUUCCAAAUGGAAGAGAUUCUAAUAUUUCCCCAAAUGGAAAUAGUAGAUUUUUCUCUGAUUGUAAAAGGAACAACAUACUGUUGUAAAAUGCAGAUUAAUUGUACAAAAAGUAGGCACUCAUUCACGAGAGUGAAUUCUCCACUGCUAGCAGUUAGGUGUGUAGCCUCAUGGUGGGGAAUUGCAUGAUGAGUUUUGCAGUGGUGUGGAUGGUGGAGAAGACAAGAGGGUGAGAGUAGAAGUAGGAGGCUGUUAGGUCCAAGUGAGAAAUGAUGAAGACCUAUUUCUUAGUAGCAGCUGUGGGAGUAGGAAAUGGGCAAGGCUAGGGUAACAGUUCAAGCGCUGUUUAGGAGAUAGAUGGGAUUCAAUGACCAGUUGGAUGAAUGGGCUGGAGGAUCCCCCAGAGAAGUGGCUGGAAUGGUGGUUAAGUGGAUUUCUCAGAACUUGGGAUCAAAUUGUGGGGUCACUUGAAGUGGCACAAAAAGGGAAAAUAGCAGUUUUGCCAAUGGCAUAAUUCGACUGGGAAGUGUGUCCGUAGUUCUUACUUUCAUCCUGUGUUUCCAGGCUUUUUUUUUUUUUUUUAGAAGGGGAGCUACAAGUAAGAAUUCAAUUCUAUUUUGACAAGAUAAGAGCUAUUAUAUCAUACAUUUUUCUCUUACUAAUUGUUUCUCUCUUAAAUUAGUUCAGGGUAGCAGUUUCCUUUGAGAAGUUGCUUCUGUUUUGGUGUGUAACUGUAGCAUGACUUUUUUCUUUUUUUUUUAAUGUUUGUUUAUUUUGAGAGUGGAUGGGGUAUGAGCAGAGAGAGGGAGAGAGAGAAUCCCAAGCAGUUUCCGCAGCAGGGCUUGAACUCACAAACCCUGAGAUUGUGACCGGAGCUGAAAUCAAGAGUCAAAUGUUUAACCAACUGAGCCACCCAGGCACCCCACUGUAGCAUAACUUUCACAUUUUACAAAGUCCUCGUUCGCAUCUUUCACUUUUUAUUCUGAGGAACUGAGAUUGGAGUGGGGUGAGGGAGGUGCUUGGGCAAGUUAUUUGCAGACAUUUUUUUGACUCUGAAUUAAGGGCUGUUUGGGUCUCUGAGUAGGAUCUUGCUUUCACCAGAUUCUGCUGUGUUUCUCAUCAUUGGAAAGAAGGCUGUAGAAUUCAUGGUAUGACACUUUGGCUCCGUGUUAUUGUCACAGUAAUGCAAUGUUAGCAUGGACUCUGAGUUCUGGGACACAGUGAAGGAUCCACAGUAUCCAGGUAACUAAAAGAUGAUUGGUUGGUUGAUGGCUGGGGCUUUUGGAACCGAGGCAUUCAUUUCCUGGUGAAAAAGACUUAGGUCACCGAUGCCAACCUCUUUUGCUUUUUCAGAUAGGAUUAACCCCGAACUUUCAUACAGAUAAGAAUUUCUGCAUUUUAAAUGGUCCCAUAGAAGGAAAUUUCACUCCUUUUUUCUUUUGGUUUUCCAUCUAUGCAUUGAGCAGUCCUCAUUGUUGGGACAUUUUUUAAUCUAGCUGAAAUGCUGCCAUUUCAGGACACUUCUUGUUCGGUUUUAUGUUAUGUCCUUUCAUGAACCUCUUAUGAAAUGUUGCCUGGAAUAUACAUGGAGUAUCACAGUAAUACACUACUUUUGGGGUUUGAGAAGAUGUGGAUAGAGGUUUGAGAAGACAUGGGUGAGGGUUAUUGAAUUAUAACACAGUGUUAAGUUAAUGUUUUUCCCUGGAGUUAUUUUCUUGCUUUAUCUCUAUUAUAAUUAUUACUACCAUUUUUAGUAACCUUUUAAUGGAUGUAGUUACUCACCUGAGGUAUUAUUCUAAAUAGUAUGUGUGAGAAUAGGCAGGCUUUCCUUAGGGUCACGGGUUGAAAUUGUAUAACAGAUACCUAGGAUUUAGGAGAGACCUUGCCCCCUGCAAUGUUUUCUUGUCUUUAUACUGGAAGGAAUUAAGAUAGUAAUGAGAAAGAUAUAUUUUGAAAUUUUGCUGUUGGUUUUUGUUUAUACUCUAAAGCUUAUUUCAGAAACUUGAAUUUUGGUUCUAUCAGUUGUAUUCUUUAUUUAUUUACUUAUUUAUUAUUAUUAUUAUUUUUAAUUAAGUAGACUCCACACCCAGUGUGGGGCUUGAAUUCAGAACCCCAAGAUCAAGAGUUGCAUACCCUACUGGCUGAGCCAGCCAGGCACCUCCAGUUGUGCUCUUUAAAGUCAGUUUUUUUCUCAUCAUUUAAAAAGUGGCUUCCUUGCACCCAACCAAAAAGUGAUAAACAGUGAUGAAGCAUAUGCAAGCUUAGUUAACUGGUGAGUUAUUUACUGAUAACUUUCUCUUGGCUCCUGUAUUUUAUGUUUAUAGCUAAGAUUUUAUGAGCUAGCAUGUAAUGGACAACAUUUGUUAGAAGCAGGCAUUUCUGAGUUCAGAUCCUAGCUGUUUAACUUCACAAAUCACGUACUUCGUGAAGCCUUUAAAAUGAGGUGGAGAACUAUCUCACAGAAGUUUUACGAGGCUUAGUUGAAAUUAUGUAUAUAAAGAACCUGGUACAGUGAUAUAUAGGGGGCACUAAAAGACACUGGCUCCUUCUGUUUUACAUAAAAACAAACUUGAGCUCAUAAAAAGUGGGAAACCAAAAUCUCUUAAAAGUUUCAUUUUUUCCCUUAAAAAUAAAAAAAAAAAAUCUAAAUGCCAUCUCCUUUAGGCUUUCUCAUCUUGUGGAGAUGGGGAUAGAUGCACUCACAAUACCCUGGGGCUUUUUCUCUUUCAAAGAGCUCAUUAUUCUGUAUUUUAAUUGCUUAGUAUAAUGCUUGGCACAGAAAUGGUCCUAUUUGUCGGAGGGAUGUCUUGCAAAGAGAGAAAAUGUUCUCUAUUGCUUUCUCCUCUUGAACACCUCAAAAGUUGUACUGAAAAAAAAAAGAUUUAUUUAUCCUCUCAGGAUAGUUGGUUUGUUUUGGAAGAGAAAUGAUACAUUAUAGUUAAGGAAAUUAAGUACAGUAUUACCAACUGGCUUAAAAUCCUGAUGUCUUCUGAUAUAUUCCUUAUUAUCAGAGUUUUUAUGACUUGAAAUGAAGGCAAUAGUGUGCUUUUAAAUGUUUGAGAAUAUGAAGUUUUUGAAGGGCUCAAGAAUGACUAUUUCUCUGAACUUGAUUCAUUCACCUGACAUUUAUUGAGUACUUCUGUAUAGUCUAGACCCUGUGUGAAGGGCUAUCAAAAGCCAAAGAAUUUCUGAUGGUUUCUGUCCUCAGGGAAUUUUACUUUAGUGACAAGGCAGACAAGAAAACCAACCUUACAUUAUAAUUGAGAAAUAUUGUAGUACCUGCCUAGAAAAGGUAAACAUAGGAAGACUGUCUAUUCACAUUUGGUACACGAAUGUGUUGUCUGUACCUGUGUUGGUGGUGGCUGCAGCAGGCGAAUAUUUUGGAGGAGCUGGGAUUUGAAGGAGGGGAGGAGGAAGGUUCGGGAGAAAGCCAUUGCAAGCACCUGUUCAAAGGCAGGGUGGUGUGAGAAGCCUACAGGUUGUUCUUUGUCUAAUGAAGCUGGGAUCAUCAAGGACUGAGUUCCUUCUGUUUGCUUCACGGUCCGUUGGCAUAAUAGAAAUUACCUUGCAGUCCAAAAUGAUGGCCAGAGUGCCACCCAUCGUGUCCCAGUACCAGACACACUCCCAGCCAAGUCUGUUCCCUUCAAGUAACUUUUCUGGAAGGUCACAACCCAUGACUUCCACUUACAGCUCGUUGGCCAGUCCUAGCAGCUGGGAAGGCUGGAAAGGGUACACUAUUACUUGGGGGCAUGGUGCCCAGGAUAAAACCAGAGUCUGUUACUGAGCAGUAAAGGGAGAAUAGGUAUAUAGACCGCCAGCAGUGUCUGCCACAGAGAGGAUUGAGAGUGGAGGUGGGGAGACCAGUUUAGUACAGCUGCUAAGUAGUAGUAGCUUAGUCUCUUACAGAAGAGAUUUGGUUGAUAGUCUUGAAAUGCAAGAAAUGUAACUGUUUGGUAACUAAGUAGAGAAGCUAUUCUGAGGGGAAACCUAGAGGGUCGAAGCCAUGGUUUUGAUACCAUGCUAGUUCAAGUUCUGGGAGUAAAAAUCGUGCUUGAAUGAUUUUAAUCCUUGAGUUACAAAUCUUUCCACGCUUUUAGAAAAAUUAAAGAUUUUGGUACUAACGAGGAACAUUGAUAAGAAUGGCAUCGGUAGGAAUUACAUUCCAAAAAACUAUCCAGCGUGGCUUUUUCAACUGGGUAACAUACAUUCAAAGGGGAUUUGCAAUUAGUUUUUCUUGAAGAUGAAAUCAUGAGUGGUUUUAUUUUUCUGCUCUAUACUGUAGGUUUUAUACACUUGGCACAUGGUGACUUUUUUUUUAAAUGGGGUAAAAUGCACACAAAAUUUACCAUUUUAAUCAUUCUUAACUGUACAGUGGCAUUAAGUACAUUCAUAGUUUUGUGUGCUGUCACCACCAUCCAUCCACAGAACUCUUUUCAUCUUGCAAAACGGAAACCCUGUAUCUUUAAAGAAUAACUCCACAUUUCUCCCUUUCCCCCAGGCUCUGGCAACUUCCAUCCUACUUUGUCUUUAUGCAUUUGCCCACUACCUCAAUAGAAGUAGAAUCACACAGUGUUUGUCCUUUUGUGACUUACUUACUGCGUCUAGCAUAAUAUCCUUAAGGUUAAUCUAUGUUGUAGUAUGUGUCGGAAAGCAUACACCACAUUUAGACAUUUUAAAACAUUAUUUUAUUUUUUUAAUGUUUAUUUAUUUUUGAGAGCAAGAGUGUGAGUGGGGGAGGGGCAUAGGGAGAGGGAAAAAGAGACUCUCAAGCAGGUUCCAUGCCCCCUGUGGAGCCCCCGAGGGGCUUGAUCUCAGAACUAGGAGAUCACGACUGGGGUGGUAAUCAAGAGUCAGGUGCUCAACUGACUGAGCCACCCAGGUGCCCCGAGUUUAUACCACAUUAAAAAAGAAAGUUUGAAGAUCUAAUUGGCUUUAUUAAAUGAUUCAUGAAUCAGGUAGCAUCUCAUCCAGCAAGUAGAGAGGUGCUCUGAGGAGUUGAACAAAAUGGAAGGUUUUUAUAGGAAAGAGGGUGGGGCAAGAGAGUUCUAAGCAAAAGAGAAGAAAGGACUGUUUCAGGCAAGAUCAUGUGUCCUUAAAGGAAUGGGCUGGAGGUCUUAUUAUGCAGAUCACCAUAUCUUCUUUUGAGGGAUGGAGAAGGCCCGUGGCACACCUCAGUGGUGAUGAUCAGAAAAUUUUUGACUGACUAGUUAAGACUUACAUUUCUAGGGAAGUUGAAACUACAUUUAGAUCUGGUGUUAAGCCCUGGUUUACUGACUUGGGGCCUUAAAUUAAGUGAUGCCUCUUAGGACUUUUGAUUUUCUUUUUAACAGUUACCUCCUUGGGAUUAGACUCUCAGUUUAACUGAGAGAUGUGCUCAAAAUUUAAGGCAUUGGCACUACUCUCAGCUAUUGCUCUGGAAAGUUCCCACAGUUGUUGUUGCUGUUUCUUUAUGUGGUAUCCAUAGGUCAUGUUUUUGGCCUAAUCUCUGUGAUAUUCACAAGCAACAGCUUCAGGUUUGCGGUUUUUAAGUCAGUCAUCCUUCUUGUUGUUGUUGUUGUUGUUGUUGUUUCUCCUGACAUCCCCGUCUUAGGGAGAUCAUUUGCUUGGUGGUUAGUGGCUGCCAACAGGCGCUUAGAGUUUUUUUGAGAAUGCAAUUUGCCAGUGAGAUUAUUACGAUUACUAUAAAUGGAUAAUUUCUAAUGUUUGGAGUGCAUUUUGGAGCCAUGGUCCCCAAGACCCAAACAAAUUAAAUCAUAUGGAUCAAAGAAAGACCUGCUGAAUGAGUCACCUUUUUUUGGCCACGUGGCCUGCCCAGUGAUCUUACGUAGUUAAGUUUCAGCUUCCCCAGAAAUGUUAAUCCAGCUAUAAUUAACUAGUGGUAUUGGCUAUAGCGUAAACACCUCCUUGCUCAGCUAAAAGAUAAUCAAGAGCUAUCCUAUUAUCAAGAAAAACUCUGGCUAGAAAGUCUAAGGACCUCUUUUGGGCUGCUAUUGCUUUUGCAGAUUUUGCAAUAAUUUUAAGAAUUAAGGAGAAGUUCUUGAUCAUAGCCUCAUUACAUUUAUCCCUAACCAGGGAAAUAGGGACCUGUCAAAGAAGUGAAUCCUGAAUCGUGAAUAUCUCCUGCUAGUUCCUUUUUAAGUCAGCAAUGUUAAGUAUAGGGGAGCCUGCCAGUGAGAUGUCUUAUUUUGCUUAAUAAAAGUUAGAGGCAUAGAUUUUCUCCUAGCCUGAUAUAAAUGGUUGUUCUAGUUUCCAGAAGUUACCUCCUUAGUUAUGGCCUGGGAGGUAAAGAUGAGUAUGUUAUCUUUCCAAGCCAAUGCCAGAGGAAAGGAAAGGAAGAGAAGAAAGAGUUUCGUGUUUAAAGUAUGAAAUCUUGAUCCAUGGUCCUGGGCAGUAACAGUCUACCUUGAUGUCAGCUACUUCUCUUCCUCAUCAAAUUGAUUUGGCGGGUCUCCCCUGUCUGUGCAGCACUGGAUGUCGGGUGGAGCCUUUUGUGAGAUGUGUAUUCAAGGCUCAAUGCCUUUUAAUUUUGCAGCAGUGUCCGUGGUCAGGAGCACUUGGUAAGGUCCCUUGCAACGAGGUUUGAGGGCUGGUGUCCUUUGAUGAUGUUUCUGGAAUAUCCAAUCACCAGGCCUAGAAUGUGACCAAUGGGAUCCUUUGAAUUGGGAUCUGGGAUGGCUUCUUUAACCUGUUAAUGAUAGGCUUGAGCGUAAGACAUUAGAGACUUAUAGUAGCUGGUCAUACUAGGCUGAAAUAACAAGGGAUCAGCAGAAGGUGAUAGACAUUGGUCUCUUGGUGAUUUUCUCAUGUGGAAUGAGUUUGUUUUCCAAAGGGGAAACUGGGAACAGUCAGCAAGAUCAAAAGCAAUAGCUUAGCCAGGAAAGUCCAGGAGUUUCGUCAAGUUUAGAAGUUUUAAGUUUGAGGAUCCCAUUAGUUCUUUCAACCUUGACCAAUGACUGAGGGUGAUAAGGGCAAUGAAAAUUCAGAGAAGUUUGCAAGUCUUUCAUUAAGGCUUGUAUGAUGUGCCCAGUGAAGUGGGUGCCUCCAUCACUGGAGAUUACAGGAGGUAUGCCUCAACUAUACCACAGUUUGUUUAUCCAUUUACCCAUCAAUGGAGACUUGGUUGAGUUCCAGUUUUAGGCUAUUAUGAAUAAUGCUGCUAUGAAUAUGGGCAUAUAAAUAUCUCUUUGAGAGUCCCUGCUUUGAAUCCCUUUGGCUAUAUACCCAGAAGUAGAAUUGCUGGAUACUAUGGUAAUUUUAUUGUUAAAUUUUUGAGGAACUGCCAUACUGUUUUCUUUGCAAUUACCCCAUUUUGCAUUCUCACCAACAACACACAGGGAUUCCAAUUUCUCCAUAUCCUCACCAACACUAUUUUCCACCUUAAAAAAAAAAAAAUUGUUAGUAGCCAUCUUAAUGGGCGUGUGAUAGUAUCUCAUUGUGUUGAAUUUUUUUUAAAGCUUAUAAAAUAUUUAAGAGUGAGUUAUAUAAUCACAUGGCGGCAGUUUUAUUUAAUUAAUUAAUUAACUUUAAGUAGGCUCUUUGCCCAACAUGGGGCUCGAACUCACGACCCUGAGAUCAAGUCGCAUAUUCUACUAAUUGAGCCAGCCAGGUGCCCCAUAUGGCAGCGAUUUAAAAAAAUGGAACAAAAUCACCAGUGCUACUCUAACACCAAUAUUAUUUUAAUGUUAUUUGGAGAUGUAUGACCAUAUAUAUAUUACUCAUGAUUGGAGUCAUAAACAUUUCCCUUUUUUUUUUUUUAACACAUUUUGUACAACAAUCAUUUGAAUUUUAAGUUCCCAGGAAAAUGUUACAAAUGCUGAAGAAUCUAUAUAGCAUGAUUGAACUUACGAACAUUUAUAAUUGUUUGGUUUCUUACAUAUAGAGAAGUGCCUGGUUUAUAUGAUUUUAGUUCCAUAGUCUGGAUGAUACAGUGACUAAGUAGUCGUUUGAAUUGCACAUCUGCUACUUCUGGCUGUGUGUGUUUAAGCAAGUUUCUUAAGGUCUUGUGUCUCAGUUUCUUUAUUUGUAAAGUGAGGAUAAUACCUCAGAGUUGUGAAGACUGAAUGACUUAAUACCUGUGGAGCUCUUGGAAUUGUUCCUGGCACAUCAUGCAUCUCAUAGUAGACUUUGCUGCCCUUAUUGUUUUAUGGGGGGAGGAUUUUAUCAGCUUGGUUUUUAGAAAUAUAUGCAAGUAAGUAACUUAGUGUCUUAGAUCCUUAGCUUAGAAUGUCACAAGCAGUGUUUUAGCGGAGGGUGCAGUCUAUAAGAUUGUUUUGGGAAUUAAGAGAAGAUAAAUCUGAAGCAGAUGAUGUUGGGCAAAUAGCUAAAUUAGUAAUAUGGUACAACCGUCUCCUGGGGACUGUGAUUUUUCAGGCUGCCAUUUAGCCCUGACAACUACUCUAGGCUCUUUUGGUCAGCUUAGUCUUUUUGCUUUGGGCUUCCUUCCCCAUCUGGUUCCCCAGAUUCCUUGGUUUGGUGCUCUGUAUUCCCUCUAACAACUUAAAAAAAAAUUCUUAUUUAUUUUUGAGAGAGAAAGAGAGAAUGAGAAUAAGAAUGAGUGGGGGAGGGGCAGAGACAGAGGGAGACAGAGGAUUCCAAGUGGGCUCUUGAGCUGACAGCAGACAGCCCAAUGCGGGGCUUGAACUCAUGAACCAUGAGAUCAUGGCCUGAACUGAAGUCAGAUGCUUAACCGACUGAACCACCUAGGUGCCCCUAUAACAGCUUUCAUUAAGUUGGUAAUUUAAGUCAGAUGCACUGAUUUAAAUUUUUACAAAAUAUAGCAUUCUGUGAUUUUUAAUAUCUUAUUUCAUUUGAUAUUCAGUAUAAAUCUGUGAGAUGGUGAAGGAGUCCUCAUUGAACAACUCUGGUUGUGCUAAGAGAUUAAGUGACCUGCUUGAUGUCUCAAAGUAAUUGAAUGGUUUAUCUGGAACUUGAACUGAAGCCAUCUGACUUUAGGGCAAAUGUUUUAUAAUAUUGUUUCUUCCUUGACAUAACAUGUUUUAAGGCAACACUUUGUUUCUUCUUCCCUAAUUAUUUGAUGACAUUUUUAAGGAUUUCUAAAUAUUACAUAAAGAUAACAUGCCCCCCUCUUUUAAAUUAAACAGAAAUUUUUUUAAUGUUUAUUUUUGAGAGACAGAGAGACAGAGUGUGAGCCAGGGAGGGGCAGAGAGAGGGAGACACAGAAUCCGAAACAGUUCCAGGCUCUGAGCUGUCAGCACAGAGUCCAGUGCGGGGCUUGAACCCACAAACUGUGAGAUCACGACUUGAGCCGAAUUUGGACGCUUAACCUGACUGAGCCACCAGGCACCCCCCCUCUUUUAAAUUUAAUAGCUAGUAAAAUUAUCUAAUUCCUGCCCAUCUACAUCAGCUGCAUUUUGUAAGUCUUUUAUCCUACAAAAGAAAAUAAUGAGUGAAAUCUGAGUUCUAAAGAUUUUACCUGAUUAUAUCCUUAAUUUUUUUUUACAAGGGUGUUCUCUGAAAAGGUUUUCAUGUUUCAUACUUAUAUUUAUUUUAUAAUAUUGGAAAAGGUAGAUUUCUCCCUUACUGCCUAGCAUAUGUAGUACCUUGCUCAUUUCAACAUUACUGUCCAACUUAAAUUAAAUCUUGGCAUUAGAAUAUCUUUACGGUUCUACUUUUCCCUUUUUCCUCUGCCUUGUCCUCUUCCAGAUCUGUUUCUAAUUGUUUUUCUUCUGUAGCCCCAACAAUCUCGGGUCCUAGAAAGAAUGUACCUUGAGCUGUAGGGUCUAUCACAUUUCAUGAUGUGAAGAAUAUUUUUCUGCUUAACUGCUCUUAUAUUCUUAAUGUAUGUAUUGGCUCUUCACUUAAUUUCAUUAUUUAUUAAUUUAUUAAUAUUUAUUAUUUAUAAGUAACCUCUACAUCUAGCAUGGGGCUUGAACUCAUGACCCUGAGAUCAAGAGUUGCAUGCUCUACCAAUUGAACCAGCCAGGUCCCCCCCUCUCUCACGUAAUUUUAAAAAUUAGUUACUUUUGGCAUAUAUGAAUUCCUACCUUGUUGCUCCUCUUAGUAUCUCCAGUAGUACAAGUCACUUCUUUUGGUGAGAAUAUAAAUUAAAUAAGGCUCAACUUUUCUUUUUUUUUUCGUGUAAUUAGCUGCAUAACAUAUAAUGAACUCUGAAUAUUAUCAGUAUACUGUUGAUUUGCUCAUUGUCAAAUCUGAGAUCUGAUUUCCUUGGCAGAUAUGUAGACUUGUGAUAGGCAUUUGGCAUUUUAUGUUUUGGGCAGUGUAACUUUAAAUCUACAUAAACUUCUCUGCCUUUUGCCUCUGCUGUGUUCAUAGAUUCCAGGAGGGCUUCGUGUAUGGACCUCAAGCGUUGGAGGUAGCAGACUUUUCAGCAGAAGGCUGCUGAAUGGUGCUUCACCUUGCUAAAAGUGAUUGGAGGCUGGCCACCAAAUUGGGACAUGAACGAAAGAAAAGAUGAAAAGGAAUAUGCAUUGAAGCAAAUUGAAGGCACAGGAAUAUCCAUGUCGGCUUGUAGAGAGAUUGCACUUUUGCGAGAAUUGAAGCACCCUAAUGUGAUCGCAUUGCAGAAGGUGUUCCUUUCUCACAGUGACAGGAAGGUGUGGCUGCUCUUUGAUUAUGCAGAACAUGAUUUGUGGCACAUUAUUAAGUUUCACCGUGCAUCAAAAGCAAAUAAAAAGCCCAUGCAGUUGCCAAGAUCUAUGGUCAAAUCAUUACUUUACCAGAUUCUUGAUGGUAUCCAUUACCUCCAUGCAAAUUGGGUGCUUCACAGAGAUCUGAAACCAGCAAAUAUCCUAGUAAUGGGAGAAGGUCCUGAAAGGGGGAGAGUCAAAAUAGCGGACAUGGGUUUUGCCAGAUUGUUCAAUUCUCCUCUAAAGCCACUAGCAGAUUUGGAUCCAGUAGUUGUGACUUUUUGGUAUCGGGCUCCAGAACUUCUGCUUGGUGCAAGACAUUAUACAAAGGCCAUUGAUAUAUGGGCAAUAGGUUGCAUAUUUGCUGAAUUGUUGACUUCAGAACCUAUUUUUCACUGUCGUCAGGAAGAUAUAAAAACAAGCAAUCCCUUUCAUCAUGAUCAACUAGAUCGGAUAUUUAGUGUCAUGGGGUUUCCUGCAGAUAAAGAUUGGGAAGAUAUUAGAAAGAUGCCAGAAUACCCUACACUUCAGAAAGACUUUAGAAGAACAACGUAUGCCAACAGUAGCCUCAUAAAGUACAUGGAGAAACACAAGGUCAAGCCUGACAGCAAAGUGUUCCUCUUGCUUCAGAAACUCCUUACUAUGGAUCCAACCAAGAGAAUUACCUCGGAGCAAGCUCUACAGGAUCCCUAUUUUCAGGAGGACCCCUUGCCAACGUUAGAUGUGUUUGCUGGCUGCCAGAUUCCAUACCCCAAACGAGAAUUCCUUAAUGAAGAUGAACCUGAAGAGAAAGGUGACAAGAACCAGCAGCAGCAGCAGAACCAACAUCAGCAGCCCGCAGCUCCCCCGCAGCAGGCAGCAGCGCCCCCGCAGGCGCCCCCGCCGCAGCAGAACAGCACCCAGACCAACGGGACCGCGGGCGGGGCCGGGGCGGGCGCCGGGGGUGCGGGAGCCGGGCUGCAGCACAGUCAGGACUCGGGCCUCAAUCAGGUGCCUCCGAACAAGAAGCCCCGCCUCGCGCCCUCGGGCGCCAACUCCGGCGGGCCCGUUAUGCCGGCAGAUUAUCAGCACUCCAGUUCUCGCCUGAAUUACCAAAGCAGCGUUCAGGGAUCCUCCCAGUCCCAGAGCACACUCGGCUACUCCUCCUCGUCCCAGCAAAGCGCGCAGUACCACCCGACUCACCAGGGCCACCGCUACUGACCGCCGCGGCCCAGGGCACAGACCCCAGCAAUAUGAUGUCCGCAUGGAAAGCAACCAAAAAUGCAGACGAUGCUGCCGUUUAAAACUCACCCACUUGGGCGGAAGACUACAUACUGAGCAUUUUGCAGGACGGACGGACGUCUCUUCUUUACUGACUUAAAGAAGAUUUUUGUGAAGUUUCCCCGACACCCUUUCCCUGCAUGUGUUCCAUUGUGACUUUGAUACAGCGUCUGAUCUAAUCCCAGCACUUAACUUCUGUAACCUUCAGCAUUUUUUGGAAGGAUUUCCUGGUGCACCUUUCUCAUGCUGUAGCAAUCACUAUGAUUUAUCUUUUCAAAGCUCUUUUAAUAGGAUUUUAAUGUUUUAGAAACAAGACUCCAGUGGUGUAUAGUUUUCUACUUCAUGAACUGAUCUAGCAACACAGGUAAAAAUGCACCUUUUAAAGCACUACGUUGUUUUCACAGAAUAUGACUGUUUUGCUCAUGGAAGUCUUAAACAGAAACUGUUAUUGUCCCAAAGUACUUUGCUGUUAUGUUUUUAUUUAUCUAGUUUCAGGGAAGGUCUAAGAAAAGACACACAGUGGGACAGAGGGAACCUACAACCAAAAACAGCCUAGAUCUUCGCAGUUACUAUGCUUUAUGCUCUGAAGAACUGAAUUGUGUGGUAAUUUUGACAUAAUCAAUCAUCCAUAUGGAACGUAGUUCCCAGAAUCACCUUAUUCUGAAGAGUAUUCAGUAAGAAUUCUAAUUUAACCUUCAUGUAGCUAAGUCUGCCUUGAAAAAGGGUUUCAAGAGCUUCGAUGAAAUACAGCCCUCUGGUGCCCCACACCAGAAAGUGGAAGAGAGUAUUAACUGCACUAGGGUUUCUUUAAGGAGUAAUGUUGAUCAGAGGAUGAUGUAUCGUUUACCUUUGAAGGAAAAGCUUUGAGUGUGUAUUGUACAUAAAGUUGGCUUCUCUAAAGAACUGUUGGUUUCUUCGCAUCUGGGCCAGCUUGAGUCACUUCCUUACAUAAUCAAGAGUACUCAAAUAGAAGCCUGCAAAAUUAAUUUGCAAAUUAAUCUGCUUUUAAAAUUAAGAGCAGUGUUCUCCAUUCAUAUUUGCAUUAGACAUAGAGUGACUAUUUUUAAAGCAUGUUAAGAAUUUAGGUUUUAUUCAUGUUUGAAGUAUGUAUUAUGUAUGCAUAAUUUUGCUGUUGUUACUGAAACGUAAUUCUAUCAAGAAUCUUUUCAUUGCACUGAAUGCUUUCUUCGCCCCUAGGAGAAAACUUAAUAAUUGUGCCUAAAAAACUAUGGGCAGAUAGUAUACACGACUAUACGAGAUAAAGUGCAUAUUUGCAUUUCCAUGAUCUAUGAAUUAGAGGCUGAGUUCUUUAGCCAGUGAAAGGACCGCCUCACCCCCCAGAGUCACAGGAAAUAUAGAGUCUUAGAGCUCCCAUUGUAAUGUAAGGGGCAAGAAAUUUGUGUUCUUCUGAAUGCUACUAGCAGCACCAGCCCUGUUUUAAACGUUUUCUUGAGCUAGAAGAAAUAGCUGAUUGUUGUAUAUGCAAGUUAUAUGCAUUUUUUAAACGAUUAUUUGUGAACUUAUCUACCUGGUAAUGAUACUCUGGGUCCAUAUACAAGUAAAGUAAGAUUUUAGACAGAAGCCAGUAUACAUUUUGCACUAUUGAUGUGAUACUGUAGCCAGCAAGGACCUUACUGAUCUCAGCAUAAUAAUACUUAUUAAUAAUAAAAGCUGUAUAGUGACACUCAUCAAACAUUGAAGAUGAAACAGUUGACAUACUCCAUUGGAAGGAAUUUCUAGUUGUCUCUCUGAUAAUUCACCCCUUCCAUUUUUUUGUUUGUUUGUUUUUUUUAAGGAGAAGUUAAUAGCCCUCUGCGUAAUGUAGCUACCUGUAUAUAGUUCUGUCCUGUGCCCUGAAGCCUCACUGUCCAGAGUUAUUGGUCAUCAGAUGCUCACUGCACCCUCACCAUGUGCCCAAUGCCAUGCUGGGUGGAAGCCACAAAGGGCAAGACAUACUUCCUGUCCUUAAGGAACUUACGAUCCAUUCCAUGACAGAAAGUUCUCCGGGGAUGAUAGGAAUGGCUUAUGAGUGUGAAGGUCCUUUUGUUUACUUCUAAACUCACUUGGAUAGAGUUAUUAUUCCAAAUUCUGCUGUGUAGUAAACUGUUACCAAGAGGUGUUCGUCCACCUCUGAGAAAGCCAGCGAUGAAAUAGCACAACAGGCAUUACUUUAGGUUUGAAAUGUUCACAGCAGCCUUUCAACAACAAUGGGGUGGACCUUAUAGGCAGAACGUACUCCUUAAGCGGCUGUAGGAAAUUAAAUGAAAGCAGAAGCCCUGUUGCUGCCCUAAGGGGGCCCUUACAUUUAACAAGAGAAAAGCCCAAAUAAAAUAUGUGCAUGGACCAAAAUACCAUGCCCCUUGAUACUUUAUAAGCAACUUUGAUAUACAGUUCUUGUGAUAUGUGUUUGUAUAAUCACAGGACUACCCUGCUUUCCUUGCAUAUAGCUAAUUUUAUUGUCAGAACUGAUAGGCAAACCGUGAGGGGAUUUCAUCAGUUUUUCCUAAUACACAGUGUUCUCCAAGAUACAGCCAGGUAUCCCCCGUUCCUCUGGUCACUGUGCUCAUACUGGCCCUUUUCUUCUUGUUCUUGCCUUGGAGUUGGCGAUGCCCACUGGUGCCCAUUACCCUUGAAAUAAUCGUGGUUCAUGAUUUCCUUUUCCCUGUAAAGGGGAACAAAGCCUUUAACAUAUGUAUGGACCCUAAACUGGGACCUCGGGGGAGAUCUGUGACGCUUUUUGACGUUAAAAUUUACCUCUGUGGUCCCCAAGUGACCUCAUUCCAGAAAACUUAUUACUGUCAUGUUCCCUGAGGAUGCAGGGGGAGGGGGGCAUCCCUCAGUCCAUGAGAACACCCAAACCAAGAAAGGUUAUUGAAAGGAAAAAAGGAGGGGCACCUGGGUGGCUUAGUCGGUUAAGCGCCUGACUUCUCACAGUUCCGUGAGUAGUUCGAGCCCCACGCCACACUCCAGACUGACAGCUCAGAGCCUGGAGCCUGCUUCAGAUUCUGUCUCCCUCUCUCUCUGCCCCUUCCCCACUGGCGCUCUGUCUUUCUGUCUCUCAAAAAUGAAUAAACAUUUAAAAAAAUUAGGAAGGAAGGAAUAAAAGUGAAGGUUUUCUGCCCUCCAUAUUCAAAUCAGUUUUCGAAUUAGCUUUCUGGUGAGAAGUGUGUUUGGGAUAAAGGAAUUCUAGAAGUUUCAGGACAGCUGAGCUCAAGGGUAAGGGAGUCUGGCGGCAGGGCUGUUAACUAUGAGCUGAAGCAAUCCUUGUGAUGAAAGUGGAUCCUGCAGUAACAUACAAAAGCCAAGGACAUGUAUAUUUUUAUAUCUGUGUGGUUUUAAAAUUUUAGUACUUAGAACUUUGGUCUUCUGCACUACUCUUUUGCUCUUAUAAACAUAAUUUACAUGUAAGAAUGGAAAGGGACAAUAUUUGCCUACAUGUUCCCUGCCUCAUCCCCAGGGAAGUAACUGCUGGUUGUAUGCCUCUAAAACAAUGCUGUUUUCUCUGCUAAGGGUAAAAGAAAAAAAAUGUUGGAUGAUAAGAUUUGCAGCUUAAUCUGCUUUGAAUAAAACCAUGGAGCAGAAACUAUACGAUGAAGGAAGAAUUCUAUGAAAAUUGCAAAUCCUAAACUCUGUGGCGAUAUCUUUCUAGGGAAUGGAGAAAGGCAGUGAAAUGGCAGGUAGCCUAAAGGAGGCUUGAAGGACUCAGAUAUAAGUAAUAUUUUAUAUCAAACAUAGCAGUUUAGGCCCCCGUAAUCUUCAAGAGUAGUCACAGAUGUCAUAAAACAAAGUUCAUUGUUUUAGGAUUUUUUAAAAAUGUGUUGUACCUAAGGCCAUACUUACUCUUCUAUGCUAUCACUGCAAAGGAGUGAUAUGUAUGUAUUAUAUGAAAAAAAAAAUCCUUAAUGCACUGUUAUCUCCUAAAUAUUUAGUAAAUUAAUACUAUUUAAUUUUUUUAAAGAUUUGUCUGUGUAGACACUAAAAGUAUUACACAAAAUCUGGACUGAAGAUGUCCUUUUUAACAAUUUAAAGUACUUUUUAUAUAUGUUAUGUAGUAUAUACCCUUUCUAAACUGCCUAGUUUGUAAUUCUCAUAAUUCCUACUUGUGAAGUGUACCUGUCUUUGUCUCUCUUUUCAGUCCAUUUUUGCACGCACCCCUCUUUCUACGAUUAUAGAGAUGACUGUGUAUGCUUUACAUUCUGCUGCGAGGUGCACGCUCAGAGCCGGCUGCGCUCCGGUGGGGCGUGUUCCGUGGGGUGCAGGAGGGCAACCGCUUUGGAGCUGAGUGUUUCCCGCUUUUGAGUUGUCCUGACAUCCUUCUUGAAAUGACUGUUAAAACUAAAAUAAAUUACAUUGCAUUUAUUUUA